UUCUAAGUGCAGAAACUGAUUUACAGAUAAUUGCCUUCUUGGUUGAAAAUGUACAUUAAAGGAUAACAAAUACAUGGCUUGUGCUUGUUGUAAUAAAGUAAUUUUAUACUCAACAGACACUGGCUAGUGCAGUGUCCAGAGUCAAAUUACUGCAGCUGAUGGGUUUUUACUAAAGCAGAAUUGCAAACACGUUCUGCGUUUUAUUUAAACAGGUCGAAUCAGUUUUCCCGUAAAUAUGAACAGAGAAGAGGAUGGACAUGAUUUUAUUUUUAAAGUUGUACUCGUCGGGGGAUUCCGGGGUGGGGAAAACGAAUCUGUUAUCGCGGUUUAGCCAUAACGAAUUCAAUCAUGAUAGCAAAGUUACUAUUGGUGUGGAGUUCUCAAUACGAUCCCUUAAAAUCGCCGGGAAAUCCGUCCAGGCGCAGAUUUGGGAUACUGCCGGUCAAGAACGCUUUCGAGCAGUUAUCAAUGCCUAUUAUCGAGGUGCAGCUGGAGCGCUGCUAGUGUAUGAUAUUACAAAACGCACAAGCUUUGAAAGCGUAGAGCGAUGGUUAAAGGAGGUUUGGGACAAUGCGGAUCAAAAUGUCGCCAUUAUGUUGGUCGGAAAUAAAAGUGAUUUGCGACACCUUAGAGCUGUACAACAGGAAGAAGGGAAACAGCUUGCUGAAAGGCACAAACUCUCCUUCAUUGAGACUUCGGCGUUGGAUUCGACAAAUGUUGAAAACGCAUUUCUGAACACCGUGACAGACAUUUAUAACAGGAUGGUAUCGGGCCAGAUCCAUCCGAAAAAUGGAAACCGGAAGUCCGUUGGGAGCGAUCCCAACAAUAGUUUCAUUUCUCCACAAGACGGCCCAAUAAAAAACAGUCAACAGUGCGGCUGCUAAAGUGUUAACAUCAGCGUGGAAUUUUUUAUGAAUGCUUGAAAAGGUCGUUCUAAAUUUGUUGGAAGGGUAUGUAAUAGUACUAUGUAUACUUCAAACAUCAACGUUGACGUUUGAGCGUUAACGCUCACCGUAGGUCCGUUACACAAGUCUUACUACUACAUACUAAGUCUUAACGUUUCUUAACAUUCAGUUUUCAACCCGGAACUGCGAAAAUGUCAGGAUUAGCCAACCAUGUGUAGUUUUUACUUGUCUACAAAAUAUUUUGUACUGUCUUAGGCACCGGUAUACGGUUACAUUAAAGUCCAAACUCUCCGCGCUGCAGUUU
Paramacrobiotus metropolitanus is the source of this 1209-nucleotide messenger RNA. RefSeq names its product ras-related protein Rab-11B-like. The coding region runs from base 252 to 884 and encodes 210 amino acids. Gene Ontology annotation, cellular component: endosome. The transcript has 6 exons. Lineage: Eukaryota; Metazoa; Tardigrada; Eutardigrada; Parachela; Macrobiotidae. The record is from RefSeq and is a predicted model, not a curated record. Gene Ontology annotation, molecular function: GTP binding; GTPase activity.